This is a messenger RNA of Salmo salar (Atlantic salmon), 4723 nucleotides long. The record is from RefSeq and is a predicted model, not a curated record. Lineage: Eukaryota; Metazoa; Chordata; Actinopteri; Salmoniformes; Salmonidae.
GGCACAGCAUAGCGGGAGGAGAGAGAGAGAGAGAGACCAGGACAGAAAGAGCAGAAGAGGCAGAAGAGACGUGGCACAUUGCGAGGUUCAGGCGAAGGGAGGCAAGACAUGCGGACCGCAGAGAAAUCACCACCACCACACUGCGCGCUGACAGAGGAGUAGAAAAACAAGUGGCACGUCACAUCUAGAAGAUCACUGUGCAGACCGACUGUCGAACACCAACCUAUUCUCCGCGUGCAUUCCGUUAGCAGGUCUAUCUGGACAGAGCGGCUCUGUCUGGCUGUGUGAAGCCAUGCCACCGGGCCAUUACCGAAUCGGUGCCCUAUCAGCGCUACUCUGUCUCUGUGUGAUUUGGACCGGGUUCGCGGCGGAAACACAAGGUGAAGUUGACUCCACACCUCCACCCUCCUCCCCCUCUCAAGCCGUAGGGGACAAAGACACAGACUCAUCCCGAGGGAGAAGUUCCGUGGUUGGGCUAGUGCCCGGGGCCGGGAUGGGUGCCCCUGGUGAUCUGCUCGAGUCAUUCCUGGCCCAGAAGGAUCGUCUCCUCUACCAGACAGGGGGGGUGGUCCUGCCCUCUGCUCAGCCCCAGGACCUGCUGCCUCUCCUGGGCAGAGGACUGAGCGUGAGGGGCCUGUCUGGAGGUCUCUCUCUGGAUCAGCAGGGUCUGUUGAAGAGGAUAGGAUCCCUAAUCUCACAGCCCCACGACAGUGGACCCCUCCUCCCGUCACAGCGCUCCCAAUCCGACAACAACCCCAUCCCCUCCUCCCAGCCCGGGACACACACAUCCACACACACACCGCUGGGACAGCGAGAUGAGGUCACUGCUAUCGUCAUGGCGACCAUGGCUGCAGACACACCUUCACCAGCUGUGUCUGGCUGUAUGGUGAAUUUCUCUGACCCAGAGGGAUACAUAGACUCUUCUGACGACCCCCCACUACCAGAUGGAACAUUUCUACACUGUACAUACACUAUCACUGUGUACACAGGCUAUGGAGUCGAGCUACAGGUGAAGAGUGUGAAUCUGUCAGAGGGAGAGCAGCUGUCAAUCAGAGGGGUGGAUGAGGGUGGGGCCUUGCUGGUUCUGGCCAAUCACACGCUUCUGGUGGAGGGUCAGGUGAUCCGCAGUCCGACCAAUACCAUCUCAGUAUACUACCGCUCCUUGCCUGAGGGGGCCAUGGGCAUUUUCCAGCUGCACUACCAGAUAUUCCGUCUGAGCUGUGCCCUGCCGAGAAGGCCUCAUUUUGGGGAGGUGUCAGUGCUGGAUCUGCUGCCAGGGGGCACUGCCCGCUUCCACUGCCACAUGGGCUACCACCUGCAGGGGGCAGUGGCGCUCACCUGCCUCAAUGCAUCUCUGCCUGUCUGGAGUGGCAAGGAGCCUAGCUGUAGAGCACUAUGUGGGGGCUCAGUGAAGAAUGCUACAGUAGGGAGGGUCCUGUCUCCCUCUCCCCGCCUGGGGCCCGACGCCACCCAGGACCGUUCCUGCUCCUGGUCCAUGGAGGCCCCCACAGCACAGAGACUACACCUGCACCUGGAGAGACUGGCCCUUGGACCCACCGAAAGACUUGUGUUAUGGAGCGGUCUGGACGCUGGGUCUGUGGUGCUGUUUGACUCGGGGCGGGGUGGUCCAAUACCGUUUGAAGGGGUGAUCAGUGAGGGUCCAGCAGUCAGGGUACAGUUCAUCACUGACCAACCUAACCACAAUACAGGCUUCAACAUCCGCUAUGAGGCGUUUAAGCGUGGUCAUUGUUAUGAGCCCUACCUGCAGAAUGGGAACUUCAGCACCACUGACCAGGCCUACGGUGUUGGCGCUGUGGUGCAGUUCAGCUGUGAUACUGGUCACUCUCUGGAGCAGGGGCCACCCGUCAUAGAGUGUAUCAACGCCAGAGACCCCUACUGGAACGACACGGAACCACUCUGCAAAGCCCUGUGUGGGGGGGACCUAGCAGGUCCUGGGGGUGUGAUCCUGUCUCCCAACUGGCCCGAGUGGUACGGAGAGGGAGAGGACUGCAGCUGGAGGAUACACGUAGGGGAGGACAAAUGCGUGCUGCUCGACGUACAGCUUCUGAACCUGAGUGACAGUGACAUGUUGACCAUACUGGACGGUGAUGAAGUCACCACCCAUAUCCUGGGCCAGUACGUGGGCGGAGCCGGGCCCUUCAAGAUACAGUCCACGACCCCUGACCUUACCGUGACCUUCCACUCCGACCCCGCCGGCCUCGUCUUCGGCAAGGGAGAGGGCUUCAUCAUAAACUACAUGGAGGUGUCCCGUAACGACUCGUGUCCGGACCUGCCGGAGAUCCAGAAUGGCUGGAAGACCACAUCCCAUACUGCCCUGGUGCGGGGUGCUCGCAUCACCUACCAGUGUGACCCAGGCUACGACCUGGUUGGACGAGAGACUCUGACCUGUCAGCUAGACCUCACCUGGAGCACACAGCCCCCCUUCUGCGAGAAGAUAAUGUAUUGUUCAGACCCGGGUCAUGUGGAACACUCUACCAGGUCACUGUCAGACCCUAAACUCCUGGUGGGGACCACCAUCCAGUACAUCUGCUACCCCGGCUUCAUCCUGCAGGGCGGUGCCACACUCACCUGCUACGGACGAGAGCCUGGCACCCCUGUCUGGACGUCUAAACUACCCCACUGUGUCUCGGAGGAAUCUGUUUCCUGUGAGAACCCUGGUCUCCCUGAUAACGGAUACCAGAUCCUGUCCAAGCGCCUCUACCUGCCCAGCGAGUCGCUCACCUUCAUCUGUUACCAAGGCUUCGAGCUCAUAGGCGAGGUCGCCAUUAAGUGUAUCCUGGGGAACCCGUCAUUUUGGAGCGGACCACUGCCACUGUGCAGGGCCAACCAUGACUGCUUUGGCAACCACGCUUUGGAAGUUGUUGAGGCAGCAGCCGGGUCAGGUCUGGAUGGUGGCAACAUGGCAUUGGCCAUCUUCAUCCUUGUACUUCUGCUCUCCGUGCUGCUGGGAGGAGCCUACGUCUACAUCACAAGGUGCCGCUACCACUCCAACCUGCGGCUGCCGCUCAUCUACCCACACCCCUACAGUCAGAUCACCGUGGAGAGCGAGUUUGACAACCCGCUCUACGAGACAGGAGGGGACAACCGCGAAUAUGAGGUAUCAAUAUGAGGACCAUCUCCACUGUUGGAAUCCCAAAAUGAAGCAUCCACCCCACCAACCCAUCCCCCUACCCUUCCUCCUCCUCCUUAGACCCGACCCAGGUGGAAGUUAUGUAAAUACAGACUGACUAUAGUCUUGCCCCUACCCCCCAUGAUCCCAUGACCCUCAUGACCCUGUCCUCCAAUCACAAAGAGAGGAAUGAGGGAGAGGGAAGUUGAGUCGGAGAGGCAAUGGGGGAGAAGACAAAGGGGAGGACAGGAGAUACUGUGAAAGGGGGCUGCAGGAUUCGGGGGAUAAAGAGACUGAAGCACUUGUGACAAGUUGUGUCUAUUUACUCAUGUGUCUACCAUUAGAGAACAAAUACAGAGACAGGGAGGGAGGGAAUAUGUGAAGGAGAGAGAGGGGGAGAGGUGAGGGAGAGAAGGGGAGCGAGAAAGAGGAGUGAAAGAUAGAAGGAAGUGACCUCACAGGAAGUGAGGUCAUCAUCUCUUCCUGGUUGUACCCCAUCUUCCUGCCUGCAGUCAUUUCUAAGGCCUUGUUUUAGACCUGUUUAUAGUACUGGUUUUACCGUAGUAACUGACCCGUACAAGCUCAACCAACCAUAACAACACCAGAAGAGAAUACCACAAGAUGAUGUAUUUAUUUUGAUGUAAAUGUGAUGUUUUAUGCGGAUUAAUGAAUGUACAUUUUCAUUUUGAGAAUAAAAAAAGAAAAGAUGUACCAUGCUACUGACUUCCCUAAAUAAAUGGUAAAAAUAAAAAGUAUGAAAGAAUCUUUCUAUUAAAAUAAAACACACGCACUUGUCUUUGUUGUCAGUUAUUUAUUUGAGAGUCCCUCCCUUUGUCACAGGGCAGAACAGGGAACAUGAAGAAGAUGACAAUCUCUCCUCUGACACUGUGCAGUGUUGUCCUGCUAAUGCAACAGUAUAUCCACACACACGCGUACGCACACACAGGCUAUGUCUCGAUUCUCCAUCACAGCUCCUAGUCUCCUUUCCUUCAAGAACACAGUCUGAAAGUACCUCUCUCUGUACAUUUCACCAAGGUUAGUCUCACUGAAACUAAAACGUCUCUUUUGCAAGAAAGACCUCGUCAAAAAAGCAGCGCACACGGGUGGCCUACUACUUGUGACCAAGGGACCAUGACCAAGCACCACCAUCUCCAUCGGUGAUGCGUGUGUCAGCACGGAUGGGAUUAACAGGGGUCCUGAUCUUGGGUGGACUCUAUACCCUGACCCAGUUCCGCCGUUUCUGUCUGCCCUGCCGGCGGUCGUUCCAGGGUGGUGGUAGACCUGUGACGGUGCCGGUCCAGGGCAGGUGGAGGGUCAGUGCUGAUGCUCCUCUGGUGUUUGUGGGAGGGGUGCCUCACUCCGGGAAGCCACCGUGAUGAGAGCCGUGCUGGAUGCCCACCCUGCUGUGUGGUGUGGGGAGGAGACAAGGGUUGUGACCAGACUGCUGGGUCUGAGGUUGGGCUAAUGAGGAGGAGGGGGUCAGCACCGUGGUCCUGGACCGAGUGGUCACUGCCUUCCUUCUUGAUAUCAUAGUUUCACCUGUUAUCACCUGAUAUCACCUGUACUCUGCAAUAAAGACCCUUUGACUCUGAA